AGUGCAAAAUCGGCUAGCCAAAGUGUUGUACGUGAUUGACAAACAGUUCCUUGCGUUAUUCCGAAAGUAUUCGCGCUGGGAACGGGGUUUUCAAAUUGCUAUCUCGCCCGUGUGCUUAGCCAGAGUGGAACGCAGCCGAUUGACUCAUCAUCAACUUUCGUGCUGUUGAGUAGUGGAAAAAGCGGCUGGUACGGUGAGAUUGCCCGUAAGUGCGUGCGCCCCUAUCGGAGCGGACAUUGGUGGCUUAUUGGGAAAAUCGGAUAGUUUAGUGUUGCCAAUUUGCAGUAAACGACGUUCGUGGACAACGUCGUGAAGCUGCCAAAGAUCCAAAGCGCGUCGCUUUUAACAAAGGCUAAAAGACAAAAAAAGGAAGGCACAAGUGGAACCGAGGCGGGGUAGAUUGAGACAGCAGCAAAAUGCAAACAAUAAAGUGCGUGGUCGUUGGAGACGGUGCGGUCGGUAAGACUUGCCUGCUCAUUUCCUACACGACCAACAAAUUUCCAUCCGAGUACGUACCGACCGUGUUUGACAAUUACGCCGUGACGGUCAUGAUCGGUGGUGAACCCUACACGCUCGGUUUGUUUGAUACAGCUGGCCAGGAAGAUUACGAUCGUCUGCGACCAUUAUCGUAUCCACAAACAGACGUGUUUUUGGUGUGUUUCUCCGUCGUUAGUCCCAGUUCAUUUGAGAACGUUAAAGAAAAGUGGGUGCCUGAGAUAACGCACCAUUGCCAGAAAACGCCGUUCCUGUUGGUGGGCACACAAAUUGAUUUGCGCGACGAAAACAGCACGCUGGAAAAGUUGGCUAAAAACAAACAAAAACCCAUCACCCUCGAGCAGGGUGAGAAGCUGGCCAAGGAACUGAAGGCGGUAAAAUAUGUCGAGUGUUCUGCGUUGACCCAGAAAGGGCUGAAGAACGUUUUCGACGAGGCAAUCCUGGCAGCGCUGGAACCUCCAGAGCCGACGAAAAAGAGGAAGUGCCGAUUUUUGUAAAAAAAAAAACAACUCCCAUAUACAUCCACACAAACAAAAACCAACACACCUACUAUACUAUCCGUUUUCGUGAAAACAUUCUUUAGCACAUGAGGAUUUUAGGAAGAUUGUGUCCUUCGCACACAGAGACACAUACACCGACAUACACGUCGAUCGUCAUGAUCAGGAUCAAAAUCAUUAGAUCUUUUUCGUAUACUUUGUUCUUCUUCAUACAUUUCGGUUUUUUUUAAACACAUUUGUCCCGUUGCCUUUCGUAAGGUUUGCAGUCAGGAUGUUUUGGUGACGGAAAAAGUAUGGAAAUGCGCAUCCACAGUGCGUGCGUUUACCCGCAGCAAUGGCUUUCUAUUUGUUCACCUUCCCGCAUUAAACCUAAGGUUGUUUGUUACGAGCAUGAAGAUAAAUGGGCCAAUGAACCUCUGGUCGUGGUUCAUAAAGGAUGGUAAAGUUCCCUAUAAAUCCCACAAAA
Molecule: messenger RNA, 1458 nt
Organism: Anopheles funestus (African malaria mosquito)
Lineage: Eukaryota; Metazoa; Arthropoda; Insecta; Diptera; Culicidae
Gene: Cdc42
Product: cdc42 homolog
Exons: 5
Coding region: 417-992 (191 amino acids)
Biological process (GO): small GTPase-mediated signal transduction
Molecular function (GO): GTP binding; GTPase activity
Source: RefSeq, a predicted model, not a curated record